Molecule: messenger RNA, 4024 nt
Organism: Symsagittifera roscoffensis
Lineage: Eukaryota; Metazoa; Xenacoelomorpha; Acoela; Convolutidae
Product: serine/threonine-protein kinase PAK mbt-like
Exons: 2
Coding region: 90-3227 (1045 amino acids)
Biological process (GO): protein phosphorylation; regulation of MAPK cascade; intracellular signal transduction
Cellular component (GO): cytoplasm
Molecular function (GO): protein serine/threonine kinase activity; ATP binding
Source: RefSeq, a predicted model, not a curated record
UAAAAUGUAUAUAUUGGUGAUACUGCAUCUUGAUGCAAAGUGAAAAUCAUUUAUUGCGACUGCUGAAGAAAGAAAUCUGAGUGAGCAAAAUGUUCAAAAAGAAGAAAGAGAAGAGACCCAACAUUUCGCAGCCGUUCAAUUUUGAGCAACGGGUGGCUGUGAAAGAAGACAGAAACACAAAGACCUUCAUCGGUUUGCCGAAGGAAUGGAAUCAAAUAAUAGACAAUGCCCCCAUCACCCAUGACUCAUCAAAUAGACGACAAGGCUUCGCUGAUCCUUCACAAAUUACACCAUGUGAAAUAGUGCAACCCGUAAAAACCAUAGUUGUGGGUAAAAACUCUACUUUGCGUCAACCUGGCUACAUAUCAGUCGCAAGAAGCAAUUCCUUGAGAGCGGCGAUCAAUGCUCACAACACGAAGAUAGUUCGAACACGUGAAGCUCCGAUAGUUGAAGCGCAGGAAAAUGGACAUCUAAAUCAGAGUUAUGGCGAAGAUCAAAAACAUCAUCUGAACCAAUCACAGCCGCAACAGACUCUAGCUCGUUUACCUGAAGAAGAAUUUGACGAGCAAACAAACGCAAUGUUUUACCCAACACGUUCAGUAGGAGGAUACAAUGCAAACCGAAAUCAACAGGCGAAACUUGCAAACGACCCUUCAUACGGGAAGUUUGCAAUGGGCCUUGAACGACCACUAGUAUCGCAACCAGCGCCUAUGCCUCAAAGAAAAACAGUAUCACCUAACUACAUGUACCCCCAAGCGAAUUCGGAUGCAGACAGAAUCAGAUUAAACAAUAACAACAACACCAACUAUGUGAAUGGCUUCAGACCCAAAACAGCAGAACCGAAGUUCAAUGUUGGCAGUCCCACCAACAAAACAGACAGCGGGUUCUACAGUCUUAGUAACGAAAUGAACAACAUGCAGAUGAACGGAUAUCAACCGGAUUUUGAAUAUCAAAACCAUCCUGGAAAUGGAAUCCAACGCGGCAUUCCACAGUCGAUGUCCGUCAACAGAAUCCAGCAGUCACAGUUUCAAAAUAACCCGGAGCCUGAAUUUUCCAGAAGACCUCGCUCCGCGUACCAACAGCAAUCUAUGACGCCAGGGUCAGUAAGAAAGUUCCAGAAUAAUCUGCAAAACACUGGGUUUACGGCAACAGUAGAGAAUAGAAAAAACGCAGAUCGACUCAGGUCGAAUAAUCACAACAGGGCGAGAACCCAUUCAGUUCACGAAUCAGCCUUAAUGCAUUCACCGGAAUCGCCGAACGGUUUCAACAAACAGUUUCCACCUCAGCCGAGUAACUUUGAUCAUUCCAUGGUCAAUGGAUUCGCAACUCUACAACGUGGCCGAAACCCGAAUCGGGUCGUCAGUAACAUGUAUGGGAAUUCGCAACAGUUAGAAUUGCAAGUUGAUAACGAUAAUUCGCGGAAAUCGCAGUUGCGUGAGGUGCGAAAACCAAGCGAUAUCUCGGCCACUUCACCACCAGAUUACGCCGAUGCGAUCAGCCGAAGUCAGAACAUUUCGUCCAAUGGGCCGCAACUUCAAGACCAGUUAAAUGAUGAAAUGAGACUUGCAGUGUCGCAGAAAAACAUCGCAAGACACUCGCCUAGUUCAAGUUUAAAUAAUCAAGCUCCUCUAGCGCCCUUGAUUCCCUAUCAACAAAAUAUCAGUUUAAAACCAGUUGUGAAAGUUCCCCCUUACACAGACGAGCGAGUAACGAACAGUACAGUUAAGAAACCAGCAAUCUCAAGUCGCAGUAAGUCGCGAGAGUCGGCGAACCGAGGAAUGCCGACUUCAAAUCCGAGUACGGGUUAUAGUUUCGACCGAGAGUCGGAGUCAAACCGAAGUGAGACGAGUAUUCGGUUCAAUCCGAAUGUACAGGCGUUCCCGAAAUCACCCGAUCAUGUUUCAAGCAGUUCGAGUUCGAAAGGACCGCCACCUCCAGUGCCGAAGAAAAUGAGUUCUCUGUCCUCGGAUACUGAUAACACAAGUCCGAGUUUGUCAGAAAAAAUGGGUCUGUCAAAAGGAGCUUCGUUUGAUUCUCAGAACCACUUAAAGAAUGGUCUGAGAAUCAAUGGACUUAUUCAGACUCCACUAGCCCAAAUGACGACGUCAAAAUCGAGUGAGAAUUUAUCCAAUGAAGACGAAGUUGACUGUGCUGUACCUGGGCAGACCAAAGUUACAACUCCUGAUUCAAGGACGAGUUUUACGAAGGCUGCCGCCAAACCUUACUCACCCCCUCCAUAUCAAAGUGCACCUCAUACCCAAACCCAAAUUUCGAGUAAUACUGUAAAUAAUAACAAUAAUAUAACGACCAGUCAGCCCUCGGUGAAAGUCUCCACUGAUCAGUUCAGAUACUACCUCCAAAUGCAAGUGACGCCUGGCGAUCCGAGAACGUUCUUGACCCAUAUUGAUAAAAUUGAUGAAGGAUCAACAGGUGUUGUUUGUACGGCUACCGACUUAAGGUCGAACGGCCGUGUUGUUGCUGUCAAACAGAUGAACAUUGAUAAGCAACAGAGACGCGAGUUGUUAUUUAACGAAGUGAUGAUCCUCAAAGACGCGAAGCAUCCUAAUAUUGUGGAGUCUUUUGACAGUUACAUGGUUAAUGACGAACUAUGGGUAAUAAUGGAAUACUUAAACGGAGGUUCUCUGACGCAAUACGUGACGUGUGAUAGGAUUAUAAUAACAGAAGAGCAAAUCGCCUUAAUUUGCAAAAGUUGCUUAACUGCUCUAGCUUAUCUACAUUCACGAGGAAUUAUUCACAGAGACGUGAAAAGUGAUUCAAUUUUGCUGGCAAGAAACGGACAAGUAAAGUUGUCGGAUUUCGGUUUCUGUGCUGAGGUGUCCAAUGAGGUUCCGAGGCGUCGUUCGCUUGUCGGGACACCUUAUUGGAUGGCACCGGAACUCAUUUGCCGUGCACCGUAUGGCCAAGAAGUGGACAUUUGGUCGUUGGGCAUUCUCUUAAUUGAAAUGGUAGAGAGACAGCCGCCGUACUUCACAUAUCCACCAAUUCAGGCUCUGAAAUUUAUAAGAGAUCAGCCUCCGGCAAAAUUGAAGAAUCCACAGAAGAGCUCGGUUAGACUGAGGUCUUUCCUGGAUAGAUGUCUGGUGCAUAACCCGGAGCAGAGAGCCACAGCCCUGGAGUUACUGAGCCAUCCUUUCGUAUCACAGCCACUCAAUCCAGAAUGUCUCGUAGAGCUGGUUCGAAAUUUUGAGGCUGUAAAAAGGAAAUGAGUUUCAAACUAAACUUUUCUAGUCAGCUUUUGAGUAUUCAAGUUUUUCUUUCGGUUUAGUUUGUUAUCACCAACUAUUUAAAGAAAUUUUGUUCUCUUUGUUUUGUAUUCGGAAUUAUGCUCUAUGAUAAUUCGGUGAUGCUGUGACAGUUUGAGUUUCAUCGAACUGUAAAAUAAACCUGUGCACAUUGCAUUAAAUUUUAAUUUCAAUAAAUGAAUUUGAUUUCACAAUUCCGAUGAUAAAUGUCUUAAAAAUGUGCCAUUAAAAUAUAAUUUAUAGCUCCCCUGAAGAAAUUUUUGCUCGAAUUUGCUGUGAAUUCGAUUAUUUUUCUGCUGAAAUCCGUGUCUUCAUGGUAAACCUUGUACACAUUCUAGAUAUAGAGCUUACUUAAAUCGCUAGAAGCUUUUAUUUCAAUUAAUCGCUGUUGGUUGCUUUUCUUGCUUCGAUUAAGCAAAAAUCAAUUGAAUAUCUAAGUGGAAAAUAGACCCUUGACCGAAAAGUGGAUUUCAAUCAGGUUGGAUAAUCUCUUUGUUUGAAGGCCCUUUGUGUGACAAGCAUGACCUUAGAUGUAGCAAAACAAUUGAUACAAAAUUAGCUUAUGUCAAUUCGGUCAAAUUGAGUCCAACCGAGAUUAAAUAGAGCCAUAUUUGAAGUCAAGUGAUCGUACUCAAAAUUCAUGCUCAAAACGCGAUUUAGAAUUCAUCGAUUUUGAUCUCUUGAACAAGGAUCUGAAACUUGAAGGCUCUUAGUAAGCUCUGCUUUCGGUCAUUUUUUGGUUUGUUUUAACAGAAAAGUAG